AUGGCCGUCCUAGGGCGCGCCUGCCUACAGCGGGCAGCCGCUGCUGCCAUUCCAUGCGGGCUCCCCCAUGCUGCCAUGGCCGUCCCAGGGCGCGCAUGCCUACAGCGGGCAGUCGCUGCUGCCGUUCCAGGCGGGCCCCCCGCGCUGCCGUGGCCGGGCCAGGGCGCGCCGACCUGCACCGGGCUGCCGCUGCUGCCGUUCCAGGCGGGGCACCCCGGCGAGACCACUCCGGUCGCGGAUCAUCUGUGGCAUCUGCCACCGCCGCCAGCUGUGGCUCCCCUCUGGCAUCUGCAGCCGCCUUUCCCCGCCGCAACCGACACACCCGCCCACCCUCCACAGCCGAUGCUGCAACCACCGGCGCCACCUCUGCCCAGCUCAGGGGCAUCCUCGCCAGCCGGCCUUCCGAUACAUCAGGUCCGGUUCUUGUCCACCAAAAACAAUUUGAAGAUGUGCAAAAACAAUAAGGAGGUCGAAUCAAUUUUACAAGGUCUAAUCAAUAAGAGAAUGCGAGCUAUGAAAGAAGGUGAAAAAUCCGAAAAUGAUCUACUAGGCUUGUUGCUAGAGUCAAAUAUGAAGGACGUGGACGAGAACGGCCAACCUAGCCAAGGAAUGGAAAUGGAAGAUGUUAUCGAGGAGUGCAAGCUAUUUUACUUUGUAGGAAUGGAGACAACGUCAGUACUGCUCACGUGGACAAUGAUUGUACUAAGCAUGCAUCCAGAGUGGCAAGACCUUGCGAGGGAGGAGGUCCUAGGUUUAUUUAGGAAGAACAAACCCGAGUACGAGGGUCUUAGCCGACUCAAAACGGUGACCAUGAUCCUUCACGAGGUUCUUCGGUUCUAUCCAUCGGCUACAAUUCUUAGCCAGAAAACAUAUAAGGAUAUGGAUAUUGGAGGUGUCAGAUACCCCUCGGGCGUGUUCAUCGAGGUGCCAGUUCUAUUCAUCAAUCAUGAUCCAGACAUAUGGGGAAGUGAUGUCAAUGAGUUCAAACCAGACCGAUUUUCCCAGGGGAUUUCCAAGGCAUCCAAGCAUCCGGGCGCCUUCUUGUCAUUUGGUUUUGGGCCACAAGUGUGCAUCGGCCAGAACUUUGCAAUGCUCGAAGCCAAGAUGGCCCUAAGCAUGAUCCUUCAGCAUUUUGAGUUUGAGCUGGCACCUUCAUAUACGCAUGCACCGCACACCGUGAUGACAUUGCAACCGAUGCAUGGCACGCAAAUUAAUCUCAAAGCUAUCUGA
Triticum urartu is the source of this 1230-nucleotide messenger RNA. NCBI's taxonomy places the organism in Eukaryota, Viridiplantae, Streptophyta, Magnoliopsida, Poales, Poaceae. The record is from RefSeq and is a predicted model, not a curated record.